Messenger RNA from Aegilops tauschii subsp. strangulata, 1059 nucleotides. NCBI's taxonomy places the organism in Eukaryota, Viridiplantae, Streptophyta, Magnoliopsida, Poales, Poaceae. The record is from RefSeq and is a predicted model, not a curated record.
AUGGCCGAGCUUUCAACACUCCAUAACCCGCUUCUUGACACGAAUGGCUUCACCGACGAGAUUCUAGAGGCAUUCUCAAGCCUAAAGGAACUAAUCAUGUUGGACCUAUGGGGCAACAAGCUCAGUGGUUCAAUCCCUGUCUGGAUUUGGCAGCACCAAAAGUUCGGGAUCUUGUACGUGUAUGACAAUGGACUCAUCGAGGAGCUGUCAUGCAACAUCACUACGGUGAAUUUGAUUAAGAAAGACUUGUCGGGAAACAAACUCACCGGCUGCAUACCAGAAGACUUUGGGACUCUCAAGAAACUAACCAUUAUCAUCAUAUACAACAAUGAGUUCAUAUGCCCCAUCCCUGGAAGCAUUGACCUCAUUCCCAACCUCCAAUACAUCCAGUUGUUUGACAAUAUGCUCUCGAGUGAGGUGCCACAAGAACUUGGGAAGCACUCUCCGCUUGGAAAUAUUGAGGUCUACAACAAAAACUUGUCUAGCUCACCACUGCAGGAGUUAUGCGCUCAUGGGAAACUAUUCAACAUAGUAGUUUCUAACAACAGCUUCUCUGGCGAGCUCUCGGUGAGCAUUGGCAAUUGCCUCUCGCUGGAUAAAACAUUAUGCUCGGGCAACUUCGACGACUGGCUGCACCACCGUUACCGCGAGGGCGCCCCUGCACCAUUGUACAUGCCGAGGAGGCCGACCAUCGCUAUUGAUGCAGCCUUGGGUCUGAACUACAUCCACCAAGUGUGCGGACAGGCUAUUAUCCACUGGGACAUCAAGUCAGACAACAUUUUGCUUGACCCAAAGUUCCAUGCCAAGAUCGCCGACUUUGGGCUUACUCGAAUGGUUGUCAACCUAGGCGAGUCCCAGCACAUGUCAGCCAUUUGUGGUACACACAGGUACAUGACCCUUGAAUACUUUCAGUACAAUGGAAAGGCGAGCAAGAAGACUGACAUCUACAGCUUUGGUGUCGUUCUGCUAGAGCUGACAACCGGCGUGGUUGCCAAGGGCAUUGGAGGUGGAGAAAGCUUGGGUGAAUGGGCAUGGAAGGUGUUACAGGAUGCUAUUUAA